UGACAUCUUUUGGGGGUGAUACAACAUGUGAUUGAAUCUAUCGAAAAAAUACAGUAGGAAUGUCCUGGUUCUAGAUAUCCAAAAACAGCAAUAGGACAGUUGGAUGUAUGACUUGAUAUCUCUUUCAUUUGUUUCCUUAAAAUAUUAAAUUGAAAUCUUCCCACUAAUUAAAAUUUUCAGUAAUUAAGGAAAGAAAUAACAGAUAGGAUCAAGCUAAUCCUUAGAAAAUAAAUCAAACAAAAUGGGAAACAAAUCAAGCAAAUAAAUCAUAAAACCAAGCAACCAAUGAGGAAGCAACAAAUAAACAAAGAGAGGAUAAAAAAAGAAAAAAAAAAAAAACAAACAAAAUCAGCAUGCCACCUAAUCCUUGCUUCACCAUCAAUAUAAACCCCUUCAUUAUUUUCAUUUACAAUCACAAAAACUAUAUUCAUUUCAUCAUUUCUCAAAGGUGUUGAAAAAGGUUAUAGAAAGAUGGACUUUAACUUUGUUUCCAAGGUGGCAAUCUUCAUUAUGGGGUUAUUAUGGGUACUAAAUUUGGUGCUAAGAAAAGUUCAUGGUUGGGUGCAUGAAUCAAAACUUGGGAAUAAGAGGUAUAGUUUGCCACCAGGUGACUUUGGCUUGCCUAUCAUAGGCAACAUGUGGGCUUUCCUAGCCGCUUUUAAGUCUUCUAAUCCAGACUCCUUUCUCAACUCCUUUUUUACCAGAUUUGGCAAAACAGGAAUUUACAAAGCAUUCAUGUUUGGUAGUCCAAGCAUAAUUGUUACAACACCUGAGAUAUGCAGGAAAGUCUUGAAUGAUGAUGAGCAUUUCAAGCCUGGCUGGCCACUUUCAACGACCGAGUUGAUCGGUAGGAAGUCCUUUAUUGCUAUCCCCUUCGAAGAACACAAGCGUCUUAGAAAAUUAACCGCGGCUCCUAUCAAUGGACAUGAAGCACUAUCAAACUACAUAGAGUACAUAGAAGAUAUCUCAAUAGCUACUUUGGAUAAGUUGAGUAAAAUGGGAGAAAUCGAGUUUCUCACUCAACUUCGUAAGCUAACUUUUCGUAUCAUCAUGUACAUCUUUUUGAGUUCCGAAAGUGAGCCUAUCUUGGAGGCUUUAGAAAAGGAGUACACAACGCUUAAUCAUGGUGUAAGAGCAAUGGCCAUUAAUAUCCCUGGAUUUGCAUACCAUAAGGCACUUAAGGCGCGGAAGAACCUUGUGGCAGUGUUUCAAGCUACAAUAGAUGAACGAAGGGCGCUUAAGAGAGAUGGUGUUGCUACCAAAGCCAAGAGAGAUAUGAUGGAUGAUUUACUUGAAGUUGAAGAUGAAAAUGGGAGAAAGUUGACUAAUGAAGAGAUUACAGAUCUAUUAAUCAUGUAUUUAAAUGCAGGACAUGAAUCAUCUGCUCAUACCAUUAUGUGGGCUACUGUCUUAUUACAGCAAAACCCUGAAUAUUUACAGAAAGCCAAGGCAGAGCAAGAAGAGAUUAUAAAGAAUAGACCUGCAGGACAGAAAGGACUGACUCUGAAAGAAACUAGAAAAAUGACUUAUUUGUCUCAGGUCGUAGAUGAAACGCUUAGGUGGGUGACGUUCUCAUUCGUAGUUUUUCGUGAGGCGAUAUCAGACUUCAAGAUAAAUGGCUAUACUAUUCCUAAAGGAUGGAAAGUGUUGACAUGGUUUAGGACUUGCCAUUUAGAUCCCAAAGUUUGGCCCGAGCCUAUGAGGUUCAAUCCCUCCAGAUGGGAUGACCUUGCUCCAAAAGCAGGGACUUUCCUUCCCUUUGGUGCUGGGAGUAGGCUAUGUCCUGGAAACGAUCUCGCCAAACUCGAAAUUUCAAUAUUUCUCCAUCAUUUUCUCCUUAAUUACAGGUUGGAAAGGACUAAUCCAGAGUGCCCGGUGCAGUUCUUGCCUCAUAGAAGACCAAAGGAUGCCUGCUUAGCUAGAGUCAAAAAGAUAUGAGCUGCUUUCAUUUAAGUUAUGUACAAAAUAAAGCAAGGAGUUGUAACAUUUAUUUAAGACUGAUGUUUAAGCUAAAACCUAUUAAGUACUGUUUUAUUAUUCGGAUUUGGUAAUGAAUUCAUGUUUUGAACAAUUUGGUUGGAGUAAUAAUAUGCAUUUAUGGGCUA
This is a messenger RNA of Chenopodium quinoa (quinoa), 2105 nucleotides long. Its product is annotated as ent-kaurenoic acid oxidase 1-like. Bases 472 to 1938 code for a protein of 488 amino acids. The transcript has 9 exons. Gene Ontology annotation, biological process: brassinosteroid biosynthetic process; sterol metabolic process; multicellular organism development. Gene Ontology annotation, molecular function: heme binding; iron ion binding; ent-kaurenoic acid monooxygenase activity. The record is from RefSeq and is a predicted model, not a curated record. Lineage: Eukaryota; Viridiplantae; Streptophyta; Magnoliopsida; Caryophyllales; Amaranthaceae. Gene Ontology annotation, cellular component: endoplasmic reticulum.